UAACCCCCCUGGUCUGCUGCAUGGUCUGUUGCUGCUCUCCCAACAUUGAUUAACAUUUUGGAUUACAUUUAACUUUCUCUCACCAAAUAGGUAAAUGUGAGGAAGCGAAAUAUACUUAUGAGCGUUUGUUCUGAACAACAUCAGCGUUUGACCUCUGUUGCACAAUUGCUUGUUGUGUAACACGCAUAGUUGGCUACAUUAGCUAUUGUUAGCUAGAGAUAGCAGCCAGUAGUUGUCAAAGCAAGUUCGAUGAUGUGGUUUGGUAGGUUCCGUGUGUUUGCACAUGGUUCCCCGAUGAGAGCAUGUUUAACCAGAUUACCAAGUUAUUUAAACUCCACAGUAAGAGUGGCUCCUGCACUCUGCAGAAUUCAGCAUCGCACCUUCAGCUCUAAGCCUGCAGGUGUCAAGGUGCUGUAUGAUGGGCAAUGUCCCUUAUGCGUCAAAGAGAUCUGGUUCCUUAAGUUUAUGCAGACAAACAGGCCUGAGAAAGUAGAUUUCAUCGAUAUCUCCCUGCCAGACUAUGAUGGAGGGAAAUACAAAGGUGUCAGCUACGAGAUGGCCAUGAAGGAAAUGCAUGUGAUUGAUGAGAAUGACAAGGUUCACCGUGGAGUCCCAGCGUUUUCAGUCAUGUACAGUGCAUCAGGCUUAGGCUGGGUGGGUCGCUUCUUGAUGUGGUCACCUGUGAGGCCCUUAGCAGAAAUCUGCUAUGAAGCCUUUGCCAGAAAUCGCUUAAAGUGGACUGGACGUGGGGAGGAGUGCCAAACAGGACGCUGUGAGAAGAAACAAUAAUGACUCCUGAGCACAGAAAAAAUAAAGUGUAUUUAUAUAUUUAAUUUAUCCUAAAGAAGAACUGGAUGAAUCCAAUAUGGUUUGUCCUCUUCAACCAUCAUUGUAUCACAAACCUAUCUGUAAAUGUUUAAGACUGUUCUUUGAUGAAGGGAAAUAUUGGGUGCCUUUAUUAAAAGUGUGUGUUGUGAAGCCAAUGCAACAUUAUAUGACUUGUAACACUGUACAUUUAAUUAAACAUACUUUCAUCCAUGAUGAAAACAUUUACGAAUUUACAACCGUAAUAGAUGUUUAUAUUUGAAAACAACAAGGAAAAACAUAGUUCUACAGGCUAUUAUGUUAAGCAUUGCAUCUGUAUCCAGAGAAAUAUGACAAAGAAUACAGCAUAUUAAAGAAAGGUUGACACAA
This is a messenger RNA of Gymnodraco acuticeps, 1194 nucleotides long. RefSeq lists its product as uncharacterized. NCBI's taxonomy places the organism in Eukaryota, Metazoa, Chordata, Actinopteri, Perciformes, Bathydraconidae. The record is from RefSeq and is a predicted model, not a curated record. The transcript has 3 exons. Bases 250 to 789 code for a protein of 179 amino acids. Gene Ontology annotation, molecular function: protein-disulfide reductase activity.